Messenger RNA from Chaetomium globosum CBS 148.51, 3438 nucleotides. RefSeq lists its product as uncharacterized. The transcript is spliced from 4 exons. Gene Ontology annotation, molecular function: protein binding; nucleic acid binding. The record is from RefSeq and is a predicted model, not a curated record. The coding region runs from base 1 to 3438 and encodes 1145 amino acids. Gene Ontology annotation, cellular component: kinesin complex. NCBI's taxonomy places the organism in Eukaryota, Fungi, Ascomycota, Sordariomycetes, Sordariales, Chaetomiaceae.
AUGGGCAACCUGGCGUCGACGUUUUGGAACCAAGGCCGAUGGAAGGAGGCCGAGUCGCUGGAGGUACAAGUGAUGGAGACGAGAAAGAAGGUGCAGGGCGAGGAGCAUCCCUCGACGCUGACCAGCAUGGGCAACCUGGCGUCGACGUACAGCAACCAAGGCCGAUGGAAGGAGGCCGAGUCGCUGGAGGUACAAGUGAUGGAGACGAGAAAGAGGGUACUGGGCGAGGAGCAUCCCUCGACGCUGACCAGCAUGGCCAACCUGGCGUCGACGUACAGGAACCAAGGCCGAUGGAAGGAGGCCGAGUCGCUGUUGGUACAAGUGAUGGAGACAAGAAAGAGGCUGCUGGGCGAGGAGCAUCCCGACACGCUGACCAGCAUGGCCAACCUGGCGUCGACGUACAGGAACCAAGGCCGAUGGAAGGAGGCCGAGUCGCUGUUGGUACAAGUGAUGGAGACGUUCAAGAGGGUGCAGGGCGAGGAGCAUCCCUCGACGCUGACCAGCAUGGGCAACCUGGCGUCGACGAACCAAGGCCGAUGGAAGGAGGCCGAGUCGCUGUUGGUACAAGUGAUGGAGACAAGAAAGAGGCUGCUGGGCGAGGAGCAUCCCGACACGCUGACCAGCAUGGGCAACCUGGCGUCGACGUACAGGAACCAAGGCCGAUGGAAGGAGGCCGAGUCGCUGUUGGUACAAGUGAUGGAGACGUUCAAGAGGGUACUGGGCGAGGAGCAUCCCUCGACGCUGACCAGCAUGGGCAACCUGGCGUCGACGUACAGCAACCAAGGCCGAUGGAAGGAGGCCGAGUCGCUAGAGGUACAAGUGAUGGAGACGAGAAAGAGGGUACUGGGCGAGGAGCAUCCCUCGACGCUGACCAGCAUGGCCAACCUGGCGUCGACGUACAGGAACCAAGGCCGAUGGAAGGAGGCCGAGUCGCUGUUGGUACAAGUGAUGGAGACGAGAAAGAGGCAACCAAGGCCGAUGGAAGGAGGCCGAGUCGCUGGAGGUACAAGUGAUGGAGACGAGAAAGAGGCUGCUGGGCGAGGAGCAUCCCUCCACGCUGACCAGCAUGGGCAACCUGGCGUCGACGUUUUGGAACCAAGGCCGAUGGAAGGAGGCCGAGUCGCUGGAGAGACGAGAAAGAGGGUACUGGGCGAGGAGCAUCCCGACACGCUGACCAGCAUGGGCAACCUGGCGUCGACGUACAGCAACCAAGGCCGAUGGAAGGAGGCCGAGUCGCUGGAGGUACAAGUGAUGGAGACGAGAAAGAGGGUACUGGGCGAGGAGCAUCCCGACACGCUGACCAGCAUGGGCAACCUGGCGUCGACGUACAGCAACCAAGGCCGAUGGAAGGAGGCCGAGUCGCUGGAGGUACAAGUGAUGGAGACGAGAAAGAGGGUACUGGGCGAGGAGCAUCCCGACACGCUGACCAGCAUGGCCAACCUGGCGUCGACGUACAGCAACCAAGGCCGAUGGAAGGAGGCCGAGUCGCUAGAGGUACAAGUGAUGGAGACGAGAAAGAGGGUACUGGGCGAGGAGCAUUCCCGACACGCUGACCAGCAUGACCAACCUGGCGUCGACGUUUUGGAACCAAGGCCGAUGGAAGCAGGCCGAGUCGCUGGAGGUAUUAGGGUUAUUCCCCCAUCUUGUUCCUCUUUUUCAACGCGGAUCUGGUCCAGAGAAAGAUCGAUAGUCAACGGUGGUGCGAUAGCCUUUGUCGAUGACUUUACCACCUGGGUCACAGGACCGACGGCACAGAGCACACGCAAGGGCAUUGAAGCAAUCAUCGACCAAGCACUAGACUGGGAAAAGAGAAGCGGGGCGACAUUUGAAGCAGACAAGACGGCCGUCAUCCACUUUACCCGCAAGGCCUACAAAGCCAACUCCGAGACCUUUACCAUUAAGGGUCAAGAUGUUCAGCCGAAAAACCACGUCAAAAUUCUUAGAGUAGUCAUAGAUGCCAAGCUCAGGUAUAAGGAGCAUAUCGCAAGAGCGGCCUCCAAAGGGCUCAGCGCGGCGAUGGAGCUGAAACGGCUCAGUGGUCUGUCUCCGGCUACGGCGCGGCAGCUGUUCACUACCAUGGUCGCGCCAGUGGUGGACUACGCCUCCAGCGUCUGGAUGCACCAAUGCAAUUGGAAGACCACGCCAGCCAUACACAGGGUGCAGAGGGUCGCGGCGCAAGGGAUCAUAGGAACGUUCAGCACGGUAGCAACACGCGUAGCAGAAGCAGAAGCUCACAUCCCCACGGCUCAAGAUCGAUUCUGGAAGAUGGCGAUCAAGAUGUGGACGGACAUUCACACCCUACCAGAGACGAAUCCACUCCGCAACACCACUUCCCGGAUGCGCAAGUUCCGGAGAUCCUACCGCUCCCCUUUCUUUCAAGUAGCAGAUCUCCUCAAGGACGUCCCAUUGGACAGCCUCGAAACCAUCGCUCCCGUCGUAUUAGCGCCAUGGGAGAGGCGAGUCCGCACUACGGUUGACAGAACGGGCAUCCAGCAAAAAGAGACAGAGUGGGCGGUCCGGAUCGCCGUAAGCAGCUCCGCACGAAACAACAUGGUCGGGAUCGGAGGAGUCGUCCGUCUCCCGCUGCCGAUGCGAGAUGGCUCAAGGAACGAAGCCUUUAGUGUGACGCUGGGCUCCAGGUCGGAGCAAAACCCGUUCUCAGGCGAGCUUGCGGCUAUUGGGUACGCGUUGAGGUUGAUUCGAAAUAUCAGGUACCGAAAGAUCAUCCUUGCCACCAGCAACAAGGCAGCCGUGAUGGCCUUGGAACGACCACACCAGCAAUCAGGACAACAAUAUCUCUGUCAGGCGUACGAUGCGAUAAGUGCCUUACGCAAGGCGGGAAACACGAUAUCGGUCGUCUGGAUCCAAGCGGGUACCAAAAACGAGCUCCUGAACACAGCCAAAGCGAAAGCAAAGGAAGCAACACGGCAGGACGCUACGCCACAAACGCAGGAUCCUGCCAUGCGGUCAACAGCCCUCCGUAUCGCAUGGGCAAAGCGGGCACCGCCCACGUCCUUACCUGACAAAGUGGGCAGACAUUCCAAGAGAGUCGAUAUAGCGUUACCAGGGAAGCACACCCAACUAUUAUACGACCACCUGUCCCGAAGCGAGGCCGGCGUGCUUGCUCAGCUUAGAACAGGCAUGGCCAAGCUCAACACAUACCUGCAUCGCAUCAAAGCAGCACCGUCAGAUCAGUGUACGUGUGGACAAGCCAGAGAGACAGUGGACCACUUCCUCUUCCGAUGCAAGCAAUGGGAUCAACACCGUAGGGAGAUGCUGCAAUGUACGGAUGUCCACAGGGGGAACCUCUCCUUCUACCUGGGAGGAAAGUCGCCCUCGGAUGACAAGGGACUGGUCCCCCAACAUGCGGGCCGUGCGGGCGACGAUACGUUUUGCCAUUACCACAGGUCGUCUGAGGACAGAACAACAACAGAAUGA